Messenger RNA from Vollenhovia emeryi, 729 nucleotides. RefSeq lists its product as uncharacterized. The coding region runs from base 1 to 729 and encodes 242 amino acids. NCBI's taxonomy places the organism in Eukaryota, Metazoa, Arthropoda, Insecta, Hymenoptera, Formicidae. Gene Ontology annotation, molecular function: nucleic acid binding. Gene Ontology annotation, biological process: DNA integration. The record is from RefSeq and is a predicted model, not a curated record. The transcript has a single exon.
AUGUAUAGUGAUAACGGCACGAAUUUUCAGGGCGCUGAUCGCGAGCUCCAACGCAGCUUUCGCGCUCUUAAGCGUGACCCCUUCCUAAAAAGCGUCCUCGCGAAUGACGGUGUCACGUGGCACUUCGUCCCUCCGGCGGCACCACAUUUCGGCGGGCUUUGGGAAGCAGGCGUAAAAAGCCUGAAGCACCAUCUCAAGCGGAUGGUCGGUGCUAGUACUUUAUCGCGCUCGGAAUUCGCGACCCUAUUAUGUAAGAUAGAAGCGUGCCUUAACUCGCGACCGAUCUCUCCGCUCCGCGACGAUCCUUCCGACUUUACCGCCUUGACGCCUGGUCAUUUCCUUAUCGGCAGACCGCUCACGAGCGUACCGGAAGAAUCGUUACUCGAAAUCAAUGCGAAUCGUUUGUCGCGAUGGCAACACGUGCAACGUAUGGUCGAGCAGAUCUGGCGCUCCUGGUCAUCGGACUAUUUACAUUCAUUGCAACAGCGAGUCAAAUGGACCGAAUCUCACGACAAUGUUAAAGUCAACGAGCUAGUUUUUCUCAAAAAUAACUUGCUUUCUCCCUCAAAGUGGGAACUCGCAAGGAUUCUGAAAGUCCAUCCCGGACUGGACGGUCGCGUCCGCGUCGUCACAGUGCGCACCGCCAAUUCCGAGCUUAAACGACCAAUAACCAAGAUCUGCCCGUUGCCUGCGUCUAUCAACUCUCCGGGACCUGCAGAAUCCCGUUAG